GGGGGCGUGUCAUUCCGUUUGUUUUGAAGUCUGUUGUCUGGAAACAGCGAAUGAGAGCGCAGGAUGAGAGCGGCGUGUGGAGGAGCCCGGGCGGCGGGUGAGAGCUGCUGACUGGUGGAGGGUCGGUCUGCGGGGUGUAGAUCAGUUCCUUGGAUCCCUCCAGUGUCGUCUCUGCACCCUUGUGUCAGUAGCUGAGGACUGAGCGGUGCACCCCCCAAACCUAGAGACCUAUUCAUCCCUGUGAUGCUGUUCUGUUUCUCAACACAUGAACAUGGCGACUUCUGGGAUGACAAAGACAUCGUGGAAGCUGCAGGAAAUAGUGGCUCACGCCAGCAAUGUGUCGGCACUCGCCCUUGGGAAAAGCUCCGGGCGUCUCGUGGCCACCGGUGGAGAAGACUGCCGUGUCAAUAUCUGGUCUGUCAACAAACCAAACUGCAUCAUGAGUUUGACUGGACACACGUCCCCGGUGGAGAGCGUCCGAUUCAGCACAUCCGAGAAACUCAUUGUGGCCGGAUCUCAGUCAGGUUCUCUGCGCGUGUGGAACAUGGAAGAAGCUAAAAUACAGAGGACGCUGAUGGGACACAAGGCCAACGUGUGCAGUCUGGAUUUCCACCCGUAUGGAGAGUUUGUGGCUUCGGGAUCUCUGGACACGAACAUUAAGCUCUGGGACAUACGCAGGAAGGGGUGUGUGUUUCGUUACAAGGGGCACACACAAGCCGUACGCUGCCUACGCUUCAGUCCAGACGGCAAGUGGCUGGCGUCGUCUUCAGAUGACCACACUGUAAAGCUCUGGGAUCUGAGUGCUGGGAAGUUGAUGGCGGAGUUCGUAGAGCACACAGGACCCGUGCAGAUUGUGGAAUUUCACCCCAAUGAAUAUUUGCUGGCUUCAGCGAGUGGAGACCGGACAGUUCGUUUCUGGGAUCUGGAGAAGUUCCAGUCGGUGGGCUGCAUGGAGGGAGAAGCCACUCCAUUCAGGUCCAUCCUGUUCAGCAGUGACGGUGGCUGUCUGUUCUGCGGAGGCCGGGAAGCUCUGCGUGUUUAUGGCUGGGAACCAGAGCGCUGCUUUGAUACUGUCCCUGUGGCUUGGGGCAAGGUCUCUGAUCUGUCCAUCUGCAGCAACCAGCUGAUCGGGGUCUCCUGCUCACAGUCCAAUGUCUCGUCUUUUGUGGUUGACCUAAAUCGUGUGAAAAUGACUGGAUCGGGGACAGUGGGGGCACUUCCGAAAGAAUCACCGGUCACUCAGCCUGCUCCAACAGGCUCGUCCUUGAGACGUAACUACGAGCGUCCGUCUACCACCUGCACAAAGCCAAAGAGGGUCAGCCCAACCAGUGAUGAUGAGGAGAAGGAGUCCAGAGCCGAGAUCCAAAACGCAGAGGAUUACAAAGAGCUCUUUCAGCCUAAGAACGCCAUCUCUCGGACUCCCCCACGGAACAGCGAGCCUUUCCCAGCCCCCCCAGAGGAUGAUGCCACCACGGUGAGAGAAGCCGUGCCCGCAGCCCCAGAGGCCGCCACGCCUGCUCCCCCCACCAAGAAGAAUUGUGAACAGCUCCACAGGCUGCCCGUUGCAGCUUCUACACCCACUGUGUGCCCGGACCCUCCAGUUACUCCAGCCGUGUCCAGUAGCCCCCCGGUUAUAUCUGCAGCACGAAAUGAACCCAUUGGGCUUAAGGUUGCAGACUUUCUCCCAGUAGUGAAGGGCUCGCCCCCAGCAGAGAUUGUGGAUGACGACGCUGUAUGUCAGAUUCGGAAAGGCCACGACACUAUGUGCAUGGUACUGACCAGCAGAAUGAGGAACCUGGAUACUGUGAGGGCGGUGUGGAGCACGGGGGACGUCAAGACCUCCAUGGACUCCGCUGUGGCUGUGAAUGAUCUCUCGGUGGUUGUGGAUCUCCUAAACAUCAUCAACCAGAAAGCGUCUCUCUGGAAGCUGGAUCUCUGCCUGACCGUGCUGCCUCAAAUCGACAAACUGCUGCAGAGCAAGUAUGAGAGCUACAUGCAGACGGGAUGCGUCUCCCUCAAGCUUCUCCUCCAGAGGUUCUUGCCGCUGAUCACGGACACGCUCUCAGCCCCCCCCUCUGUGGGUGUGGACAUUUCACGGGAGGAAAGGCUGAUGAAGUGUAAGCUCUGCUACAAGCAGCUGAAGAGCCUCCACACGCUGGUAAAGAGCAGAGCGCCGCAGAGUGGACGAUACGGCAGCGCCUUCCUGGAGCUCCAGCUUCUCAUGUCUGGCCUGGAAUGAUCCUGC
Molecule: messenger RNA, 2245 nt
Organism: Bufo bufo (common toad)
Lineage: Eukaryota; Metazoa; Chordata; Amphibia; Anura; Bufonidae
Gene: KATNB1
Product: katanin regulatory subunit B1
Exons: 20
Coding region: 266-2239 (657 amino acids)
Biological process (GO): microtubule severing; microtubule depolymerization
Cellular component (GO): katanin complex
Molecular function (GO): microtubule binding
Source: RefSeq, a predicted model, not a curated record